UAAGAUUGAUCACUUGCAUAAGAAGCUGAAGAAGCUUUUUGAUGUCUAUAAAAAGAACCCAAAGAAAGCUGCUGGAACUUCAGACUCCACAGUGGGACAAAACAUUCUUCCAGGAUAUGAUGUAAGUUUCUCUGUGUAAGAAGUUUUAAAACUCUGUGAAGGAUAAUGUGUCAGAAGUUUCUGUGAUUCUCAGAAACUGUGCAAGUAUAGUCUUUGUCUUUAACUCAUUCUGUCUUUAAGUAUAGUCAAAUGGUUUCUUAAGUAUAGUUUCAUCAAAGUGUAUUGGUUUCUCAGAAACCGUUUCUGGUAUGAUUGCUGCAGGUUUGUAGUCUCUGUGAUUCUGUCUUUUAAGGAUAAAAACUCAUCAUUUUCAUGUAUUGAUCUGUGUAUUGUCUGUCUAUGCAGGGGUUUUAUGCUUUUAUUUCUCAGACGGCUGGUGCUAAUGGAAAGUCCGCAUUAGACAAGUAUUUGGAUGAACCUGUUUUGGAUAUGGUGGCCUUUAAGAGCAUGGAUAUAUUGGCUUAUUGGAGAGACAACGCAAACCGGUUCAAAGAAUUGUCUGCUAUGGCCUGUGAUGUCUUGAGCAUCCCCAUUACAACAGUAGCUGCAGAAUCUUCAUUUAGCAUAGGAAGCCGAGUCUUAAAUAAGUACAUGAGUUCACUUCUUCCUUCAAAUGUGCAAGCACUGAUUUGCGCAAGGAAUUGGCUACGUGACUUUGAAGAAAUUAGUGUUCCAGUUGAGUUCCUUGAUGAAGACAAAGGUGUGAAGGAAGGAGAAGAAGAAGUUUAAGACAUUUGUGAAGGAAGUAGAAGAAGAAGUUCACAUUUGAAUACUUUAUUGCUAUGAUUUGCUUUUGGAUUUGAUACUUUGUUGCUUUGAUUUGCUUUUGUAUGUGAUACUUUGUUGUUUAUUUGGAUAUUUGUCUUAAACUUUUGGAUUGAAUUUGAGAUUUUUGCAGA
Molecule: messenger RNA, 959 nt
Organism: Arabidopsis lyrata subsp. lyrata
Lineage: Eukaryota; Viridiplantae; Streptophyta; Magnoliopsida; Brassicales; Brassicaceae
Product: zinc finger BED domain-containing protein DAYSLEEPER-like
Exons: 2
Coding region: 400-789 (129 amino acids)
Molecular function (GO): protein dimerization activity
Source: RefSeq, a predicted model, not a curated record